Molecule: messenger RNA, 6770 nt
Organism: Nycticebus coucang (slow loris)
Lineage: Eukaryota; Metazoa; Chordata; Mammalia; Primates; Lorisidae
Gene: GABRQ
Product: gamma-aminobutyric acid type A receptor subunit theta
Exons: 9
Coding region: 234-2168 (644 amino acids)
Biological process (GO): monoatomic ion transmembrane transport; regulation of membrane potential; signal transduction
Cellular component (GO): membrane; GABA-A receptor complex; neuron projection
Molecular function (GO): neurotransmitter receptor activity; GABA-A receptor activity; extracellular ligand-gated monoatomic ion channel activity
Source: RefSeq, a predicted model, not a curated record
CAGACGGAGCGCACCUCGCGGGGGCUCGGCGCGUCCGGGGGGCAGCUGCUCGUCUCCGAUGCCCGCGAUCCCUGCUCCCCGGGCCCUCGCUUCUUUCUCUUUAGAGGAGACUCUUUGCGGAAAAGCCAGCGAUCCCGCUCCCCUCUCCCCACGCAGACCCACUCCCCACCCCACUCCUGCCCCUUACCGCGGCGGCGUCUCCCGUGCCCUCCGGCCCCCAGAGCGCCGCGGCCAUGGGCAUCCGAGGCAUGCUGCGGGCCGCCGUGCUCCUGCUGCUCAUCAGGACCUGGCUCGCGGAGGGAAACUACCCCACUCCCCUCCCGAAAUUCCACUUCGAGUUCCCCUCCGCCGUGCCCGACGUUGUUCGGAACCUCUUCAACUGCAAAAAUUGUGCAAAUGAAGCUGUGGUUCAAAAGAUUCUGGACAGGGUACUGUCGAGUUAUGAUGUCCGUCUGAGACCGAAUUUUGGAGGUGCCCCUGUGCCUGUAAGAAUAUCCAUCUAUGUCUCCCACAUUGAACAGAUAUCAGAAAUUGAUAUGGACUAUACAAUCACCAUGUUUUUUCAUCAGACCUGGAAAGAUUCACGCUUAGCAUACUAUGAGACUGACCUGAACCUGACCCUGGACUAUCGGAUGCAUGAGAAGCUGUGGGUCCCUGACUGCUACUUUCUGAAUAGCAAGGAUGCUUUUAUGCAUGAUGUGACUGUGGAAAACCGUGUGUUUCAGCUUCACCCAGAUGGAACGGUGCGGUAUGGCAUCCGACUCACUGCCACAGCAGCUUGUUCCCUGGAUCUGCGUAAAUUCCCUCUGGAUAAGCAGACCUGCAAGCUGGAGGUGGAGAGCUAUGGCUACACUGUUGAAGAUAUCCUGUUAUCAUGGGAGGACAAUGACAGUGCCAUCCACAUGACUGAGGAGCUGCAUAUCCCUCAGUUUACUUUCCUAGGGAGGACAAUUACUAGCAAGGAGGUGUAUUUCUACACAGGUUCCUACAUGCGCCUGAUUCUCAAGUUCCAGGUCCAGAGGGAUGUCAACAGCUACCUGGUGCAGGUCUAUUGGCCUACUGUCCUCACCACUAUUCUCUCCUGGAUUUCGUUUUGGAUGAACUAUGAUUCUUCUGCAGCCAGGGUGACAAUUGGCCUAACUUCGAUGCUCAUCCUGACCACCAUUGACUCACAUCUGCGGGAUAAACUCCCUCACAUCUCCUAUGUCAAGGCCAUUGACAUCUAUAUCCUCGUGUGCUUAUUCUUCGUGUUCCUGUCCCUGCUGGAGUACGUCUACAUCAACUAUCUUUUCUUCAGCCGAGGACCUCGGCGCCAUCGUAGACGACGAAGGAGGCCACGAAGAGUCAUUGCCCGCUACCGGUACCAGGAAGUGGUGGUGGGAAACGUGCAGGAUGGCCUGAUUAACGUGGAAGAUGGAGUCAGCUCUCUUCCCAUCACCCCAGCGCAGGCCCCCUUGGCAAGCCCGGAAAGCCUCGGUUCUUUGACAUCCACCUCCGAGCAGGCCCAGCUGGCCACCUCGGAAAGCCUCAGCCCACUCCCUUCUCUCUCAGACCAGUCCCAGCUGGCCACUGGAGAAAGCCUGGGUGAUCUCCCUUCCACCUCAGAGCAGGCCCAGCUCAGCCAUGGUGUUCAAUUUCAUGGUUUCUGGGAUGAUGACAGUAUUAUUCCUACCGAGAUCCGCAACCGUGCUGAGGUCCAUAGGGAUGCUGAGACAGAAGAUUCCGAGGACUCCGAUGACUCUGAUGAAAGCUUGAGCUCGGAUGAGAGCCACGGCCAUGGCCAAGGCCCUGGUGGGAGGCCCAUGCUUCACCGUGGCCAGGGGUGUGUGCAAGAAGCAAACCGUGACCUUGAUGACAUCCAUAGCUUACCUGAUGAUGUCAAUAUUGAGAGCAGCUGCCUUGGCCUUGAGGAGAAUCUCAGACGUGACACUGAUAGUAUCUGGAGCCUGGAUGAUGAUGAGCUCAUGGCUGGUGGCCAAGAGAAGGAUAGUAGCUCAGAGUCUGAGGAUAGUCCUCCCCCGAGCCCUGGGUGUGCCUUCACUGAAGUGUUUUUCUUCAGUGUCUUUAACCCCGACUACGUCCCUAGGGUUGACAAGUGGUCCCGAUUCCUCUUCCCUCUUGCCUUUGGGCUGUUCAACCUUGCUUACUGGGUAUACCAUAUCUAUUAGUCCUCGGACACCCAGAGCAGCAGGGUCACCAUGCUGUGUUCCUUUACAGUUUCUUUUGGUUUUGUUUUCCUUUGUUGCCCUCUUUCCUUCGUUCAUUUUAUUUUGUGGGUUUUGGUCAUUCUAAUCAGUUCAACACUUCUCUUUAUAAACACGGGGUGGGGGUGAUUAGAAAGAAUGCCUUCUGGCUGGAAGAGAAGGAGUUGAUGAGAAGUCGGAGGUAAAUAGCACAUUGAUUUCCUUUCCUGCUAGAAGGCACUAGCCUUUUCAAAGACUUCUCACACUAGCAAACAUGGAAAAGCCCCUGGAAAGGUUUAGAGGACAGACGGGAACCAGGCUGGGGGAUGGGAAUGAUCUAAGCCUUGCUCACAAACAUUUCUGGGGUCUUUUCUGUCCCCCAAUGUGUCACCAUUUCUUUUUCAUGACUUUUUUCUUCUUUUUUUCCUUCUAGGGUUUAUGGACCUUGCUCACCCUCUGCUAAGGGCUUAGUCAAGCUGGGUUGGGCUGGGAUGCACAAAAGAAGAGCUAGCCAUAACUUGGAAGUACAGGGAAUUGGCCAUAGGAAACUUAGGGAUCAUUUGUAAGUGCCUUUUCCCCACUAUUUUUGCCGUAUUUAGAGCAUGCAGUUUGGGAGGAGAAGAUGGGUGGGUGAGACUACAGAAUACGAUGUCAGGGUAAGUGACAAAGCACCCACCCAACAGGAGCUUGCAGUGGGCAGGGGGCAAUGUCAGGUUGGAAAUGAUACUGUUGAGCUGGCCUCUUUGGAGGAACUGGAAUUUCUCUUGCCUGUAUUUCUGUUUCAAAGUGCUUCACACUAAGGGCUUAAUUCAUCAUACAUUUAAGUCAGGAGACAGCUUGCUAUCAGCUGCUGAUUUGAUUGGUAAUCCCAGUGUAAGCACUUGGUUUAUAAACACUAGGGUUAGGGAAGUUCGGACUUGUGAUUUCACCAUCUGACCUAGACUAGCAGAUGAACAUCUCUUGUAAAUUUAUAUACUAGUCCUUUCUAUUUGUCUAGGACAUAGUAAGUGCGAACAAGCUCCCUGACCUACCACGUUAUUGGAUCCUCACAGGAGCCCUGUGAGCCAGGAAAGGCAAAGCACAUUGUUCCCAGUGUUGCAAAGAAAACAAGUGGACCUUAGUACCACGUUUGAGGACAUGCAGUGAGUGAGUGGUAAAACCACCUCACUUGCUCCUCCUUCUCCUUAUCCUAACUCUCAACCAAAGUAUUUCCCUUCCUUCUCUCCCCUUUACAAAAGGGAGUGCUCGGGCAGAGUCUGCCUCUCUAUCAGGCCCCUAACCCCAAUCCACAGCGGGUGUCUCUGCAGAAACUAGCUGGUGACCAGCCAAUGAGCAGAUGGAGAACAUGGGCACUGCCUGCCCAGCAGGGCCUCUUGCAUAAGUAAGACUGGCCUACACUCCAACUUGCCAAGCAGCUCCAGCUCAUUGAUGGAGGCCAUAAGGGAGUAAGCUUCACUGAGCACUCCACUUGUACCCUACCUUUUCCUUCUAAAGCCUCUCUUGCAGCCCCUCACCCCUCACCCCUCUACCCACCUACCUGUUAGGUAUACGUCUAUGUUUGUGUUUCCUUGUAUGCCUGGGUGUGUUCAUGUGCAUCCAGGUAGGUCUAUGCACAUACAACCAUUUGAUAAGCUGUGUGGUACUGUGCCUCUCUGUGUAAAUCUAUUGCUAUGUGUAGGAAUGUAUCUGCAACAAUGCGUGGAUGUGUGUACAUGUGUGUGCUUGUAUGUAUACGCGUGGUGUAUGCUGAGUGUAAAUACAUGGCUGCGCAGCUGUGUGUACCUCAUUUGAAUGAGUAUGAAAGGAAAUAUACAGCAUAUGUAUUCUCUGUUGGUGACCCUUCCAGAAGCACCAGAAUUCCCUUGGCCUGUUCCCACAGGGGAUUCUGGAGGUGGCCCUUUGGCUUGGCUGGUUAACUGUUCCUUUCCAAUUCCCUGUUCCAGGGAGUAGCAUCUCCUGGUUCCCUCCCUCCACUCAUCUGUGCUGUCUUCUGGAGAGAAGAUCCAGAGGAAGUGAAUGUAGCCCAAAGGAGUGGUAAUUUAGUGCCUUCAGGUAGGAAUUGCUUGGUCCUUAGGAUCAGCUGCAAGUACAGACAGAGCGAACAUUUUGCUUUGUCCUGAGAGAACAUGUUUGGGAGUAACAGGCGGGGGGUGCAGGAGGAGCCUGAAAGAUGCAUUAAGAACAGAAGUAUAGUAUAAACAAUGGGGUGAGAGGGCCAGUGAACUGGACAGGGAGUUGUAUAUGGUCUUUAUUCCAAUUGCCUUAUAAGACUGACACAUGUGUGGCAGCUAGUGGCAGCCGCAGGCAGGUGAUGUAAAGCAGCCCCCAUGGACUGUGGUGUUAACCCACUAGGGGAUAGGAAGCAUUUUAGUAGCCCAUCCUGUGAUGGUUAUUGGCUGCUGGACUCCAGCAACGGGCCUCACAUGUUCCACCUUAGACUUGAAGUCCUGAAGUCUCCACUUGCACCCUUCCAGGGAAAGUGAUAGAAGGGAGAGAGGGAAGUGCAAAGGUGCCCCAGGGACUGCCUGCUUCAGUGGGCCUAGCCUGUCUCUUCCUCCCUUCUACACAAGCAUAUAGCUUUUCACACUUAAACACACCCAAAUGGACCCACACUGUCACCCAUGUGUGCAGACACUCACAUAUGGCCACACAUAUUCACAUGCUCACAUACACGCACAGAAAUCUUAUAGGACAAUUGAAAGCAAGAAAGUUGCCACCAGACUAAGAUUGCCUCUUUAUUUUUGGACACCUCACAGAGAGAUCCAGGUUGAGGGGGGAGCAGUAGCCUCACAUCUGGUGCUCCAAACAUGGCUAGAUGGUUGAUAGACUUGGAUUGGGGUCUCUAAGGACCCUGGAAGGACUUUGAGCCCUGAAGGGGCAAGCAGUUGAUUUGGGUUGCAGUCAUAAAGGGAGAUUGGAGCAGGGGGAACAAAAAGAGUUCUAAGAUGUAUCUGGCCCAAUGAACAUGAAGCCUUCACAGUACAGGGGAAGGGUGGAAAGACCAGUUGUAAAUACUCUAGAUCCACACAGCUAUCAUAUUAUACCUUAUAAAGAAUAUCUUGCCCUAAUGUGCUGCAAUAAGAGCAGCUGAACUCUGCUGCAACUCGCAUUCUGUAGGUUAAGUGUCAAGGUGAGGUGGAGGUUUGGCAAUGACACCUUUUCAAGAACUUGAACCUUGUGAGUUUGUCAUUGGUUUAGUUGUUUGAGCCUGAAAAUUGCCAGAUCUCCCCUUGUCAAAUCCUGUAUGUGGUCUGUCGUCUGUGUCAUUGAGCCUCAUCCUCAGAUGUCCCCAGCCCCUCCCUAGCAGCUGACUGCCUCUGUCCCCUCCCUUCCCUCUCUUCACAAGUAACUCUGGAAGUAUAGAGCAUCCAGCUGGGUGUUCCUGGGGUACAGCCCAGGAGUCUUUGUCAGCCCCAGCCAAUCAAAGAGUGCUUAGUAAUUUGGAGCUUGGGCAGCAUCUGAGAUGGAGUGACCCCAACUUUCCUCCUCUACCCACCUUCCCUCUCAUCCACUUUCCCCCUAGAAUCCUUUCCGUGCCACUACCACAGGAAGGACACCCCUUGUCUUUCCAAAGUGUUGUUUUGGUGUGGGGAUGGGUAACAUGUUUCCUACCAAGUUCUUGCCCAUUCCAUCUGCCACUGUGGGGUGCCUUUGCGCAGGUCAUGGAUGAUCUUUUGGGACUUAAUGGAGCUUGUCAAAUGUAUUCUUACAAUUCUUGUCAUCUUGUUAAUAGCAGGGCUGCAAAGUCUUUGCAUAUCUAGAGCUGAUUUUUGCUGAGACUGUAGCUAUUCCUAAUGAGGUUUCUUUAUUCUGUAUAUACAAAAACUAACCCAUUGAGCUAUUAACUAAUGAAUGCAUUUACUAAGCUAUCUACCUGCAUGGUCCCCUGCUGUGGUGAUGUGCAGUAACUUUCUAGCUAUUCUGUAGCCCAACAUCAAAGGAAAUCGUGACUUGUCCUACUAAAAGUGCAGUAUGUUCAUGUUUGUUGUAUAACGUCCUGUGACCCAUAUGAAAUCUGUUUUAUCACUGUUGGGGAUUCAGGGGAGGGAGGCGGGAGGGGGUUAACGUAGCUCCCUGAUACACUUACCUUAUGAAGUAGCCCCAGUUGGUCGGGGUCACUCCUAUUGACUGAAUUUGCGGGAGACUUUGCGCCCGCCACCUUGCCGGACUGCAUCCCCAGGGUCAGUAGUCAUCAGCUGAGCUGAAGGUGCCGAGUCUAGCACCACCUGCCUGACAUCCAGCAGUGCCAGCAGAUUCUUCAGAGAGCAGACGAAGUAGCGUAAAAUCACACAUGCACACAGGCCUUCAGGAGCAUGCUGUGUCCAGACUGAAAACCAAGAAAAGAGAAGGAGGACCAAAACGAAGUUGUCCUGGAUGGCCUGACCCAGAAAGGGGGCACAAAGCCACAGAGCCUCAAGAAAUGACUGGGUGCCUUCUUUGUCCUCAUUCGAUGUACAUUCUUGCAUGAAAAAGACCUUGACCAGCCUGGACUUCAAAAAAGUAAAACUAAGACAUAUAAAAUUAUGCUUCUGUGAAAGAUACUGAAAUAAAAUACUAUCAAUAGCCAAAAGAACAAUAAAUAGGUAU